Messenger RNA from Nomascus leucogenys (northern white-cheeked gibbon), 939 nucleotides. RefSeq names its product serine protease 46 (gene PRSS46P). Lineage: Eukaryota; Metazoa; Chordata; Mammalia; Primates; Hylobatidae. The record is from RefSeq and is a predicted model, not a curated record. Gene Ontology annotation, biological process: proteolysis. Gene Ontology annotation, molecular function: serine-type endopeptidase activity.
AUGGCCUGUGGGCUGGGGGAUCUUCAAGGCCUUACACCUCCACUUUCUUCUGCCAGAUUAGAUUAUCAGCCGUAUAUUGAAGGGCCCUGGCUCCGGGCCUGCGGUCAGACCAACGUGUCCUGCAGGGUGGUGAAGGGGAAGCUGGUAGAGGUAGGCAAGUGGCCAUGGCAGGUGAGCAUCCUGUUCCUGGGCACGUACAUCUGCAGCGGCUCCCUCAUCCACUACCAGUGGGUCCUCACAGCUGCACACUGCUUGCAGAGAUCCAAGGACCCCAGCAUGUACUCCGUGAUGGUGGGAGUCCACCAGCUCCCAGAAAAUGGCACUCAGCUCCCGCUCACUCGCAUGGUGAUUCAUAAGGAUUUCAGCAAUCUCAUGUCUCAGGACAUUGCCCUCCUAAAGCUCAGGGACUCCAUCUCGUGGUCCCCCUUCGUCCAGCCUGUCUGCCUCCCUAACAUCAAAUUCAAGCCAUCCAUUGGAAGCAUGUGCUGGGUAAUCGGCUGGGGAACUACAGGGAAAAAAGUGACCCCAAGUACCCCCUACAGUCUUCACGAGAUGGCUGUCAGGAUCGUGAACAAUGACGUCUGCAAACAGCGGUAUCAAUUCCUCUUCUUGAAGGACAAGAAGAGCUUCAUCGGGAAUGAUGUGCUGUGUGCCCGCUCUGAAUGGGGCUUGGACACUUGUCAGGUUGACUCUGGCAGCUCCCUUGUCUGCCAAAUGAACAAGACCUGGAUUCAGAUAGGAGUGGUGAGCUGGAGCUUUAGCUGUGGCCAGCGUCACUUCCCAGGUAUCUACACCAGCACUGCCCACUUCAACCAGUGGAUCAAGACUGAGGUUGCUGACAUGAAGUUCGUCAGUAGGGCUGGCCCUGCCUUCCUGAGCCCAGUUUUCCUCACUGGUUACAUUCUGCUGGGCUCCUUGGGCUCCCUGUGGCUCCUGUGA